Molecule: messenger RNA, 447 nt
Organism: Oldenlandia corymbosa var. corymbosa
Lineage: Eukaryota; Viridiplantae; Streptophyta; Magnoliopsida; Gentianales; Rubiaceae
Source: the annotation of a GenBank genome assembly
AUGGCACUGCAUUGGUUGGAAAUGUUAUCUGUAGUCCUGCAAUUUCUAACAAAUUCUUUUAAGGUUGCAAUACCGGUUAGAAACGUCACAGUCAAAAUAGUACAAAAACAGGAUAUUUCUGAAGAUGAGAAGUUAUGUGUAUAUCUUGUCGAGAAGGCAUUACGUAAACUUCAGCCUGGGCAGGAACAAAUGCUUGGAAUAAUUGAUCUUCAUGGAUUUAGUACAGAGAAUGCAGAUCUCAAGUUUUUGUCGUUCUUGAUAUAUGAGACCCUGUACUCGCAGUUCGAUGUACUGCUAUUACUAUCCAAGGAUGCUCCUUUCAUAUUCAAGCCAAUUUGGCAGCUGGUCAAGCCCGCGCUAAGAUCUUAUGCAUCACUGGUGAAGUUUUGCUCAGCCAAAACCGCCAUAAAUGAGUAUUUUACCCUUGGAACAGUCCCCCAAACCUGA